GUCACGUCUGCGUUGUUACUUCUACUUCCUGAAGAGCAGAGGACCGAGCCUGCUGAAGACGCUUGGGGAGCCCAACCUAGGCCCAGCCCCCGAAAUUCAGGGCCCAGACCGUCUCUCUGAGACCGUUCCCACCCGUGCCGAAUUUGGAGCGAGCCCCGAAAACGACUGCAGGGACGGCUUGGCCACCCCACACCAUCCCUGAAGUCACUGCCCCAUCCAGCCUCCCUCCUGCUCCCCAUCUCCCUGACUUGGGAACUGGAAACGCUAGGAGUUUGGAUCUGCUCCCCAAAAUAUCGACGCCAGCUCUAGGAUAUGCGCUGCUGGGAACUGAAGACACCCUCUGCUACUCACUCCUCCCCCCUAAAAGACUGCAUUGCUAUUUCCCUCACCGAUCACCCAGAAAUCAGCCUCUCUCCCGCCAAUCUGUCGGCUGGAACCCUGAAACUUAAUCUUCAGGUACCCCAGGAAAAGUCCUCCGUACAUAUCUUGGAGUUCUCAGAAUCCAGCACUUCUGGACCAACAGUCCAGCUGUUUAUUUCACACUAGCUGGCCUCUGUCCCUAAUUUGGGUCAACAUUCCAAACCAGCUGAGGUGCACCCCAAACUGCUUUUUGUCCUUGAAACCAGCUACAGGGCUAUCCCGGGACUGUAUCCCCAAACUUCUCUACAUCCUGAAAAUAUUCUCUGCUACAAAUUUAUCAGGUGUGUGUCAGGGAGGCAGUUGCUGGGUACCCCUAAACUAUUCUUUACUUCGAAGCCAGCUGGUGUGAAUCUAUAAAUCAGUUCCUCCACCAUCCCCACCCCCAAACCCAGCCUCUCCCCAUCAGUAUAUCUCUCGUACUCCUCAAAAUUCCCCCUCCUCCAAUGCCCUCCCAGGCACCCUCUUUUGGGGGGCCUGUGACACUGAAUGUGGGGGGAACACUGUAUGCUACCACCUUGGAAACUCUGACUCGAUUCCCAGACUCUAUGUUGGGGGCCAUGUUCAGAGAGGGUGCAGCACUGCCACCCAACUCUGGUCCCCAGGGUAGCAACUACUAUUUUAUCGACAGGGAUGGUAAAGCCUUUCGUCACAUCCUCAAUUUCCUGCGCCUGGGCUGCCUGGACUUGCCUAGGGGAUAUGGGGAGACAGCACUCCUCAGAGCUGAAGCUGAUUUCUACCAGAUCCAACCCCUGCUAGAAGCACUCAGGGAAUUGGAGGUAACUCAGGGAACUGAAGUGAUCACAGCUGCCUUGCUCCAUGCAGAUGUGGAUGCCACCCCCCGAAUGGUCCACUUCUCGGCUCGUCGAGGUCCCCACCACUAUGAACUCAGUGCUGCCCGAGUUGACACCUUUAGGGCCAAUAUCUUCUGCACAGAUCCCACCUGUCUUGGGGUGCUUCGGACCCGGUUUGGAGUUGCUGAAGGGGAAGGAGAAGGAAGUCCCCAUUUCCGUUUGGAAUGGGCUCCCUGCCCAGAAGGGCUCCCAGAAGUUGAGUAUCGACGUCUAGGAUUGCAGCAACUGUGGGUAGUAGGAGAGGCUGGUGUGAAACGGGAGGUAGUAGGGACAUCUGGCUUCUUGGAGGAAGUGCUCCAGGUGGCUCUGGAACAUGGCUUUCGACUAGACUCUGUCUUCCCUGAUCCUGAAGACCUGCUGAACUCCCGAUCACUGCGUUUUGUCCGACAUUGAAGGAUAGUGACUUGGUUUGGGGGAGAAGGGAAAAAUCUAUAAAGUUGGGAGUGCAAUCCCUCCAUACUCCUCUUAAAUCGGUAAGAGACUUAGAACCUUCUAGAAUGACUUGGAAGAGGUAGAAGCUGUGAGAGUUAAGGGGGACUUCCAGUCUAUCUCUUGACUAGAGCUUCAAUAUGAGAAGAAAUAGAAGAUUGGAAAAUCACCCCUCCCCCACCCCCAACUUAGCAGAAAGGAUUUGAUCUGAUUACCUUUAAGGACGAUGAAAGUUUUUGGGGGGGCACCCUAUGGUCUUCCACUGGAGCUCAGACUUGAGAGAAAAGAAAAUAUAUUAAAGGGAUCCCAAGUUAGGGGUUGGGGUUUGGGAGGGGGGAGGAAGUGAGCUGUGGAAAUCCAAGUAUUAUCCAUAAACUUGGUGAAAUAAAUGCUGGUUGACUGACUGACUAAUGGGUGAUCUCAUACCCUACGCCACCCCCAUGUUUCAUGCUGAUAGGGAGUGGGGGAGCUUAGGUAGAAGGGGGUUUGGAGUCUCUUCCUCUGUCUGUCAGUGCUUUAUGUCUCUGAAUGGCAAUAGAAUCUGUUAUUUGUCUUUUGAUCUCUGACUUUGCUCCUUUCCCAGUCUUUUGGCUUGUCUAGGCCUGUUCUGGAGAAUACCUAUUUACAAUGUUGUUUGUUGUGGUGAAAUGAUUGGAUUGGCACAGGGUGUGUGCAUUUGUGUGAAUUCAGUGGACAGAUAGAAAAUUUAUUAUUGAAUCAUAGGGUGGCAUAUGACUAUGAUAUGACACAGCCCUUUGUCAAGGGGAGCAGAACCUGUCUCUGUGUAUCUCUAUCUCUAAGAGAGCCUGGAGGCAAAAGCUACUGGCCUAGUUGGGUUGAUGAGGCUAUUUUGUAUUUAUUGGUUGCUGUAGCAACCAUGAUCCUGAUGCUAGGUUUCAUUGUAGUGGGAGGCCCAGGCAGCCCCGGGCUGGAAGAGAAAUUUAAUUCAACAAACUUAUGAAGAGAGGAGAAGGAAAUGGAAUAUUUACUCUUCUAUUUUGCACAGAUCCUUUUUCAGGAGGAGUCACUAUUUAUUGUUUCAUGUCUAAUAAAUAAGAAAUGCCUAAAAAAUAAUAAAAGUAAAACCUUUUUAUACUGCAAA
This is a messenger RNA of Vombatus ursinus (common wombat), 2802 nucleotides long. It is a transcript of the gene KCTD11, whose product is annotated as potassium channel tetramerization domain containing 11. Gene Ontology annotation, biological process: positive regulation of neuron differentiation; protein homooligomerization. The transcript has a single exon. The record is from RefSeq and is a predicted model, not a curated record. Gene Ontology annotation, molecular function: protein binding. The coding region runs from base 864 to 1664 and encodes 266 amino acids. Lineage: Eukaryota; Metazoa; Chordata; Mammalia; Diprotodontia; Vombatidae.